CAAAACCCUAGAAUCUCUUCGCCCCACUUUCGCCAUCGCACUGCUCGCGCUGCUCUAUCUGGGAGGCGACGGCGUGACACUUCCCGCCAUUGUGCUCGGUGGAGAAGUCGCCCGAAGAUGAAGUUCAACAUCGCUAACCCUACUACCGGUUGCCAGAAGAAGCUGGAAAUCGAUGACGACCAGAAGCUUCGGGCAUUCUUUGACAAGAGGAUCUCCCAAGAAGUUAGUGGAGAUGCUUUGGGUGAGGAGUUCAAGGGUUACGUGUUCAAGAUCACAGGUGGAUGUGACAAGCAGGGUUUCCCCAUGAAGCAGGGAGUGUUGACUCCUGGGCGUGUCCGCUUGUUGCUGCACAGGGGAACACCUUGCUUCCGUGGAUAUGGCAGACGUGAUGGUGAGCGCAGGAGGAAAUCUGUGCGUGGCUGCAUUGUCAGCCCUGACCUGUCUGUUCUGAACUUGGUCAUUGUGAAAAAAGGUGAAAAUGACCUUCCUGGUUUGACUGACACGGAGAAGCCUAGAAUGAGGGGUCCAAAGAGGGCAUCAAAGAUCAGGAAGCUCUUCAAUCUGUCCAAGGAAGAUGAUGUGCGUAAAUAUGUCAACACAUACAGAAGAACAUUUACAUCAAAAACAGGCAAGAAAUGCAGCAAGGCUCCAAAGAUACAAAGGCUGGUGACGCCUCUGACUCUCCAGAGGAAGCGUGCAAGGAUUGCGGAAAAGAAGAGGAGGAUUGUGAAGGCUAAGGCUGAGGCUGCUGAGUAUCAGAAACUGCUGGCGUCGAGGCUGAAGGAGCAGCGUGAACGCAGAAGUGAGAGCUUGGCAAAGAAGAGGUCCAGGCUUUCUGCGGCUUCCAAGCCUUCAGUUGCUGCUUAAGCUGCAUCUUUUUCCAGAGGAUUUUGUUUGGUUUAGGUUUUGUUAUUUAGAGAUUAAACUCUUUGCAAUAUGAUGAUAUUGAGGUGAUAUUUUUUCCCAAUUUUGUGUCUGAGACCAUUAAAUCCAGCUUUUGACUUCAAAUAUUCGGUGUCUAUGUGAUGACCCGACCCCCCUUUCGUGUUUAAA
Nymphaea colorata (pocket water lily) is the source of this 1053-nucleotide messenger RNA. Its product is annotated as 40S ribosomal protein S6-like. The transcript has 6 exons. Gene Ontology annotation, molecular function: structural constituent of ribosome. Gene Ontology annotation, cellular component: ribosome. The coding region runs from base 118 to 867 and encodes 249 amino acids. The record is from RefSeq and is a predicted model, not a curated record. Gene Ontology annotation, biological process: translation. Lineage: Eukaryota; Viridiplantae; Streptophyta; Magnoliopsida; Nymphaeales; Nymphaeaceae.